Pseudocercospora fijiensis CIRAD86 is the source of this 231-nucleotide messenger RNA. RefSeq lists its product as uncharacterized. Gene Ontology annotation, cellular component: mitochondrial inner membrane. Lineage: Eukaryota; Fungi; Ascomycota; Dothideomycetes; Mycosphaerellales; Mycosphaerellaceae. Gene Ontology annotation, molecular function: proton-transporting ATP synthase activity, rotational mechanism. Gene Ontology annotation, biological process: proton motive force-driven mitochondrial ATP synthesis. Bases 1 to 231 code for a protein of 76 amino acids. The transcript is spliced from 3 exons. The record is from RefSeq and is a predicted model, not a curated record.
AUGGCAUUCGCGUGGAAAGCAGCAGGCAUCACCUACAACCGCUACCUUGCGGUCGCCUCGCGCGUUGUCCGUCGCUCACUGAAGGAGGACAAGAGAAUUGCUGCUGAGAGAAGAGGAGAGAUGGACCUCAGGUUCGCCAAGUGGGAGAACGGCAAGCAGCAAGAAGUCCGAUCUCUUGAGGCCGCAAACCAGGAGGCUAUUUCACAGCAGGCUGGUCAGCAGGCUUCGUAG